AUGAUAUCGAUAUUCAUACCCAAUAAGUCGAUUACGCCACAUCCGUCGAGUUUCACCGCCAGUAAUCAGAAGCAGUUGGCAUAUUUUGAUGAGAUUGUUCAAGGUUUUAUUCAAGUUCCUCCAACUAAGGAUCUUCAAUUGAGUGUUGAGAUAUUUAUUGUCCCAAGUGAAUAUGACGAUAUUUCAAAAUUCUCCAUUCAGACCUUACCAGUGACCAAAUUGGUGUAUGAGGGAGACCAGUUGAUUUAUGAAUUUGAAACUUCAAUUAAUUACCCUAAGAAGAAGUUGAAUAACCCGAAGAUAAUCUUCAAUGCUGUGAUGAAGAAGAAGAAUAAAGUGAUUGAAAAAUCAUCAACCAUACCUGAUUUCAAACCUAAGGAACGUAAUCUUUUAAGUGAACUUGCUGUGGUUGAACCCACAACGGCUAUAGAACCACUGCAUGAAUCAGAAGAACAAAUACUGUCGGCCAAAUUAGAAAUGCCCGUAAUAACUCCAUUAUUGAUCAAAUUGAAAUCAACUAAACCUGCUGGGAAGAAUAAUAUCUUAUUAAUAUCUUUCAGUAUUGAAGCUUCAGAACUGUUAUUGAAGUUGAAUAAAGAAAUGACUUUGGACAUUUCUAAGUUCAAUAUUGAUUUCAGAGGAAAUCUAAAAAACUUAAAUUUGAUUGAAUUCCCUUUGAAAUUGAAUAUAAAUGAAUCCAUAAACUUGAAUUAUAAACUUGUCAACUUCAAUGAAGAUUCUACCAAACAAUUGAACAUUGAAAUAAACUUAAAAGUCCAUGAACAACACAUUUCCAGUAAUUUAAUCAAUACUUCGUGGUUACCGGUAAUUGAUUUCAAUCUCGUGGCUCCUCCCAUUAACCAAUCAUUGAAAACUACUCAAUCAUCAUUAGCAUUAACCAAAAAACGAUCACCCACAGUUCCUCGAAGAAUUGGAUCCAAUGUCACAGUCAAUCUAAAUAAUUCUAAUCUUUAUGGACUUAAACUUUCAUUCUUAGGUAAAUUAACUAUCGAGACCGGUGAAAUAGUCCAUUGGAAAGUCCAAGCCAUCAAUCAAUCUUUCAAUAGACUCAACCUUUCCAUAAUAUUGAAUAAGACCGAUAAGAAGAAGUUCCACAACUCAGAAUUGAUGUUAACUUAUCAAAAUAUAACAAAUUUCCAAAACUAUACCAACUUGAAACUAGAUAAUCACGGAGUUAUUAUCCUAGAUAAUGAUAUAAGAUUGUCCUUGGACGGUAACUCUGUGUUUGAGACGGAAAUCAAGUUGUUGGGUGUUAGUAAAGGAAUUCAUAACUUAAAUGGAUUGAAUAUCUAUGAUUUGAAUUCUGGUGAUUGUAUAGACUUUGGUAAACUUGUUGAAGUCUUUGUAGUAUAG
Yamadazyma jaroonii is the source of this 1374-nucleotide messenger RNA. The record is from the annotation of a GenBank genome assembly. NCBI's taxonomy places the organism in Eukaryota, Fungi, Ascomycota, Pichiomycetes, Serinales, Debaryomycetaceae.